This is a messenger RNA of Aureobasidium namibiae CBS 147.97, 1071 nucleotides long. Its product is annotated as NAD(P)-binding protein. Gene Ontology annotation, cellular component: cytoplasm. NCBI's taxonomy places the organism in Eukaryota, Fungi, Ascomycota, Dothideomycetes, Dothideales, Saccotheciaceae. Gene Ontology annotation, biological process: NADPH regeneration. The coding region runs from base 1 to 1071 and encodes 356 amino acids. The transcript has 3 exons. Gene Ontology annotation, molecular function: oxidoreductase activity; nucleotide binding. The record is from RefSeq and is a predicted model, not a curated record.
AUGAUCCAAAAGCUCAAUGUCGCAUGUGCGGGACUUGGCCGAAUGGGCGCGAGACACGCUCUGCAUUUUCUAGAGAAAACUCCUCGAGCAGAGCUGGUAGCCGCAUAUUGCCCCGCUGAGGCUGAAUCUGAAAUCACAUGGUUCAAUCAACGUCUUGCUCCAUUUGGAGUGAAGCUCUACAAUGAUUAUGACGAGAUGCUCAAGCACCCCAAGCUCCAGGCUGUCGUAGUGGCAACUGUCACGACUGUUCACGCCGAGCAAGCUAUCAAGGCCAUCGAGGCAGACAAGCAUGUCCUUUGCGAGAAGCCGUUGAGCACAAGCGUAGAGAUUUCACAAUCUGUGGUCGACGCCGCAAACAAGAAGCCUCACCUCAAAGUCAUGUGUGGCUUUUCUCGCCGAUUUGACGCUUCUUACCGCGAUGCAUGGAACAGGAUGGACAACGGAUCCAUAGGCCGAGCUUCUGUCCUCCGAUCUCAGACAUGUGAUAAACUCGACCCUUCCGGAUUCUUUGUCGAAUACGCACAAUUUUCGGGCGGCAUCUUUGUCGACUGCAACAUCCACGAUAUCGAUCUCGCGCUGUGGUACUUUGGGCAGGACAGUAUUGUCAAGAGCACAUAUGCAGUAGGAAUCACCGCCGUCCAGCCCGAUCUCCGCAAGUACAAGGACGUGGACAAUGGUGUCGGCGUUGUCGAGUUCUGGGGAGGCAAGAUCGCAUACUUUUACAGUAGUAGGAUCAUGGCAGCUGGUCAGCAUGAUAUGACCGAGAUCAUCGGCACAGAAGGGAAACUGACGGUCAAUGCCAAUCCCCUAGGGACUUUGGUUGAGAUGUCGGAGGCAAGUGGUGUCAGAAGAGAAAUCCCACCGCAUUACUACGGUCGUUUCGCCGAAGCUUUCGUCACGGAGGCCACCGAGUUCACUGCCGCUUGUUUGGACAGUACCAAGCUGCCAUUCAAGCUUACCGGAGCUGUUCAAGCGGUGAAGAUUGGCUGUGCUCUGCAAGAAAGUCUGAACAGUGGCAAGAAGAUCGAAUUCGAUGAGACCGGAAGACGCAUCGAGAAGGCUGCUCUUUGA